AAAUAACGUAGCUAGAGAAAUCUGCCAGGGAGGGGGCUGAAGAACAAAACAAUGACACUGUUCGGAAGGACUCAAACACAGUAACACUUUUUAAAGACUUUUGAAACGGAUUCGCGCGGAUUUCCCUCCCGCUUGACAGUAAAAACAGUCCGCGCACAUCCGAGCUUUUGACACCGACUGGCUGUUGUUUUUGUUGAUGUGUUGUUACAGCUCUGUUGACAGACUGGAGGCUAGCUGCUUGUUAGGACGGCUGUGUACUGUUAGAGCUCGCUGGCUCGCUAAUUACAGUUUUCUCUUUGGGGGAAAAGUUAAAACUGUCCGUCGUAACCAACAAGCUGUACACCACAUUGCUGCUUUGUUGCCAGAAUUGUCCGCCGAGUUUGCCUGCGAGCUGUUUUAAGGGUCAGUUGGCUAGCUAGUUAGCCUGUUGUUAGCAUCAACAUUUGCACAUUCAUCUUUUCAGGGAGAGCUCAUUGUCUCGGUCGGUACGAGCUACUUGCAUAUUGUUUCUGUAUUAUUUUGGUCUAUUCGCUGACCGUAGAUGUAUUACAUGUAAUGCUGCAGCUAAGUGCUAACUUUAAUACACGAACAAGCUAACUGGUAGAAAGAUAUCAGGUGUUACUCAAGGAUCCGGCUGUUUAUGCUUCAUUGCCUCACUGUUAGUUGCACUAAAUAAUAUUAUUAAAAUCGUGUUUAAAAAAGUGUUUGAAAUUCAUGCUGCGAAAAGUCAUUGGAUAGAUUGUAUUGUUGCUGUUGAAACUUGGUUGUUAAAGUGAGUGGAUCACCAGCCCUGUUAGUUACUAUGCAGCUGUUGAUUUAGUCAUUGCAUUUGGUCAUUUCAGUGGUCAGUAUUACUGCAUGUUAUACAUUUUCCAUUAACUGCUAUUGGAAAUUGCUGGGGCUGUUGUCAAAGGUGUUCCAAUAGGCACUGCUCUGUAUUUACCUGGUAAGAAACGAUGAGUGGGCAUGGCUCAUCUUCAGAAAAGGGAGUCAAUACUAGUCUAAUAUGUCAAGAGAGUUAUUCCUGUGGUGGCUCUGAGGAGGCUGCGUUUGAGUGUGAUGAGUGCAAGAGCUUGCAGUGCGUUCGGUGCGAGCUCGAGCUCCACAACCAGGAGCGUCUGAAGCACCACGAGCGGGUUCAGAUUGGUCCUGGGCAUGUCCCUUACUGCGAUAACUGUAAAGGAGGUAAUGGAGACAGUGGCAAACGCCAUAGAUCUGUGGUCCGCUGCCAGAACUGCAAAGUUAACUUGUGUCAAGACUGUCAGAAACGAACCCACAGUGGAGGCAACAAGAAGAAACACCAGCUCACAUCUUAUUCUCCACCACCCAAAACUGCAGUGGUCAACUCUGUCCAGACAUCUGUCCUGCCCGCUGUCCAAAUAGACGAUGGGACCAAAUCUCAGAUAACAAAACUCCUGGAGAAGGUUUCCAGUUUUCUCUUGGUGGAUGAGAAUGAGGAAAUGCAGAUUAAAGAUGAAACUUCGUUUAUAAAGCGCCUGAGCUGCGACCCUGACCAGCUGCUGAAGGUGGUGUCCAUCUUUGGCAACACAGGAGAGGGCAAAUCCCACACCCUGAACCACACUUUCUUCAUGGGCAGGGAAGUGUUCAAGACUUCUCCCACACAAGAGUCAUGCACGGUGGGCGUGUGGGCAGCGCUCGACCCCAUCCGUAAAGUAGUGGUCAUCGAUACAGAGGGGCUGCUCGGGAACAGUUCCAAACAGGGCCAGAGAACCCGUCUCUUGCUCAAGGUGCUCGCCAUCUCUGACCUCAUCAUUUACCGCACCCACGCUGACCGUCUCCACGACGACCUCUUCAAGUUCCUCGGGGAUGCCUCAGAUGCUUAUCUGAAGCAUUUUACCAAGGAACUAAAGGCCACAACAGCCCGCUGUGGCCUGGAUGUCCCACUAUCCACCUUGGGCCCUGCGGUGGUCAUCUUCCAUGAAACCGUCCACACUAAGUUACUUGGUUCAGAUAAAUCACUGGACUCAGUAGAUCGGCUGCUGUUGGAGCGCUUCAAGAAGCUUUCCCGCUUCCCAGAAGCCUUCAGCUCCGUCCAGUACUGGGGCACGCAGACUCUCAACCCCCCCACUGACUUCCGUGGCCUGCAGAAUAAACUGGAGCAGCUCCUGGAUAACAACGCCACCCGUUCCCCACGCACCCCCGUGGUCAUCUUCAAAGCUCUGCAGGCAUUGAGUGAGCGCUUUAAUGGGGAAAUUGCAGGUGAGCUUGUAGCCCACAGUUGCUUCUUCCCCGAUGAGUACUUCACCUGUUCCAGCCUGUGCCUCAGUUGUGGAUCUGGCUGCAAGAACAGCAUGAACCACUUAGGAGAAGGAAUGUGCCAUGAGGCAAAGCUUCGUUGUCGUUAUUCUGUCCAUUAUGAUAAUCGCAUUUACACCUGUAAGGCUUGCUAUGAAGGGGGAAAGGAAGUUAUAGUUGUCCCUAAGACCUCGGCUUCCUCUGACUCUCCAUGGAUGGGCCUCGCCAAAUACGCCUGGUCUGGGUACGUUAUUGAAUGUCCAAACUGUGGAGUGAUCUAUCGGAGCCGUCAGUACUGGUAUGGGAACCAGGACCCUGUGGAUACAGUUGUCCGCACUGAGAUCCAGCAUGUCUGGCCAGGGUCGGAUGGCUUUUUAAAGGACAAUAGCAAUGCAGCGCAGCGUCUUCUGGAUGGAGUCAACCUAGUGGCCCAGUCUGUGUCAGAGCUAAGUGUCAAGCCUGCCAAGGCCGUCACCUCUUGGCUGACAGAUCAGAUCGCCCCGGCCUACUGGAAACCCAACUCCCUCAUCUUGGUGUGCCAUAAGUGUCACACAGUCUUCCAGGACAACGACACCAAACAUCACUGCCGUGCCUGCGGGGAGGGCUUCUGCGACGGCUGCUCUUCCAAAGCUGCGCCCGUCCCCGAGAGAGGCUGGGGUCUUGCCCCUGUCAGAGUCUGUGAUGUCUGCUUUGAGCAGAGAGCUUCAUACGCAGAGCUGCUUGAGGCGGAGCUUGAAGAGGAAGAAGGCGGAACCCUCGCCAGGAAGGUUGGAGAAGCGGUGACCAACACCAUCGGGGUGGUGGUAACUGCUAUUGACAUCCCACUUGGUCUAGUGAAAGACGCAGCCCGUCCUGCCUACUGGGUGCCUGACCAGGACAUCCUGUCCUGCCACAACUGCCAACGCGAGUUCACUGCCAAGCUGUCCAAGCACCACUGCCGCGCCUGUGGCCAAGGAGUGUGUGAUGACUGCUCCCCCGAGCGCCGGCCGGUUCCAUCGCGGGGAUGGGACCACCCGGUUCGCGUGUGCACAAGCUGCAACCAGAAACCUGGAGAACUUUAACAGGGACGGCCUUCCUUCCUCGGAGCACCGGAGAGAACCACUCGCUCACUCAGCUAGCAGUCUGUCACUGCUUUACCUCGGUUACUCUGAUGGUUCUGUCUUGUAUCUGUGGAAAGGAAGUUUUUAGGCAUAUAUAAAUAAAUACAAAUAUAGGACAUUUAGCAGAUUUGGGAUUUCAGACUUCCUGUGGCCUUUGUAGAACAGCCAGAACAUGUAAGUUACUUGACUGAGUGUGAAACAUGCAUUUCCACUCUGAUUAUUGUGAAUAUUUAGAUUCUUAUUGACACAAAUCCCUACUUUUACGUUAAAUAAGGCUGAUGAGCUAUUUUUCUACUAUCAGAAAAUAUAAAAAAAAAUGUAUCAUUUAAAGAAUAUUAGUUAGUAGAGAACCCUGCGGGGUUGGUGUGAUUAGUUUCCAGCAAUUCUUAUUAAUAAGCAUUGUUUCUCUGAUGUCGUACGUGUAAUGGCAAGGAGAUAUUUUAUAUCCGUGCAGGUGUAACUGCAGGUUCCAUUGCAUGCUGUAUUGCAACAUUUUAGUUUUUGCACUAAGCCUUUUUCAGCUGUUAUAGGCUGUUGCUUACCAUGGCCAAAAUCCAGAUAUCCAGAUGAUCAAGUAGUCUGUCCUAAACUGAGCUGAAAUCUACUACAGUGGAUCUCGAUUGUGGAUAUCUGGUGUGCCAAAAAUCAUUCAGGUCACUGUGUCUGUGCUGGUAUAAUGUUUAUAUUUUAUCAUGUAAUUUGUGGUUGUAUGAGGACAUAGAACUAUGUUAGAGGAGUGUACAUUUGAAUUGUUGAAAAUUAUUUAUGUAUUGAUGAUAAAAAAAAAAAAAA
Molecule: messenger RNA, 4148 nt
Organism: Morone saxatilis (striped sea-bass)
Lineage: Eukaryota; Metazoa; Chordata; Actinopteri; Moronidae
Product: zinc finger FYVE domain-containing protein 1-like
Exons: 11
Coding region: 957-3317 (786 amino acids)
Molecular function (GO): zinc ion binding
Source: RefSeq, a predicted model, not a curated record